CUCCAACUCGUAUUCUCUUGCUGCGUCCCAUUCUUCUUCCUUCUUCGUCCCAUCUAUCGCGCCCCCUAGACCCCGCCGGUGGGCCAGGACAAGCGACAGAGACAGCUGCAAGCACGCUGCCUGGACGCCAAACAUCCUUCCCUUCACCGCAGCCGGCCUUUCGGACAGGUAUGUGACACGCGUCGUUCUUUCCUUCUCUUCCCUAGCAUCCUGUCACCUCUUACUCCUCCAGGACCAUGGCUGACUUAGCAUGCUCCACUUGCAGCAGGUUGUGCAUUCCGCCACUCAUCCUCCCCACCUCGGCAAGCCCGGCACGAGUCAAUCAAGGCGCGUUCUCGCAUCAACUGCUCUGACGUUCCGUCGCCUCGUUGCACUCGAACAACACCUUUUUUCCACAGCCUUCCCGGUAUUUAAUUUGCCGCAAUACCUUGUUCCUUCCCGUGCUCCUGAUACACCACAACAACCAUCGGCGAUGAUCCCCACCGAGACGCCUACCACCUCCCCCACCCCCGCCCCGAGCCCCAUCCCAGCGACACCCAUGACGCCCCCAGCCUCUUCUCCCCUCCCGCCUCUGUUUACAUUCAAGCGCUGGGGAUCUUCGUCGCGCAAGUCCAAGCGCGCCAGGUCGGAGGACGUCGACACGUUUUCUGGCACUGCUGGGGAUGAAGACGAUGUCUUGCGGCGCUCGGUUUCGAUUGAUGAUGGGAUGGAGGUGGAGGACGAUGGGCUCUGGGAAGAUGAUGGGCUGCGGAAGAAGGGCAGGAGGCUGUCAAUACCAGCGGCAAGGCCUCUGGUUCGGGCGCGUUCAAGCAAAGUCAAGUUGAAGAAGGUGGAGACUCUCAGCAGCUCUUCCUCCACUUCCCUUGAGCUUGCACGUACUAUAUCACCUGAUAGCCCCGAGCCUGCUGCGAAGCGCGCCAGGCAAAGGUCGUCCUCCACAUCGUCGACGUCAUCUAUGCCGGGUCUGACUGGAGUGCUGUUUGAAGGGAAGACGCCUUCGUCGCCUAGUACGAGUCCGGAAGCUCCUGUGGAUGCGACAAUGCCUCUGCCUGCUCGGCCUCCGACGAGACCGCCUCAGAUAUUCUCAUACAUCCCUUCACCGCUGGCUACCGCCCCCGUCAUGUCCCCCACCCUCUCCCCACCUACCCCAUCUUCCCCCGCUGCCCCCCAGCUCGACCUCCCCCUCUCUGUCCCGCUCCCCCUCCCUGUGUCUCCUCGAGAAGAUGCGGAAGUCAUCAUCGCCGCUGCGCAGGUGACAAAGUCGAAAGCUUUUUGGAGGGAUGUAGAGGAUUUGGGGGCGGAGCUUGGGAAUGUGUUGAAACUUGGCUUUGGGAGGGGUAUGAACAGGGGCGCGGGGGGACAGAGGAAGCCUAGUAGGCUUAGGAGCAGUCUGAUUGUGGAUGAGGAGGCGGCAAGGGAGGAGGAGAGGAGAGAGAGGUAUGGGAGGAUGGAUACGGAAUAGCAGGUCUACCCUCCAUCCACGACCUCUUUCUCCACUUCUUCACAUUCACUGCCAAACACAUCCCAUCAUGACCCCAUUCCACCACAAGCCCAGCUAGCAUCUUGUACGACUGUUCACAGAAAGGAUCAGUCACAUCCGUGGACCCCUUCUCUCUCUUUCUCUAUAGAUAUCACAUCAUUUGUAACGACCCACCCCAUAUCUUCUAUGACUGUCUUCACAUCAUUUUGUCUUGAUCUCUCAUAUCUUUCCUCUUGCGUGACGCCUUCUUUUUUUCCCUCUUAUGAUUCUACAGAUCUUGUACACUUAUGACGAGCCGUCUUUCUUUCCCUUUGGUGUUUUUUCACGGUUGUCUCAUGCAUGAGCUUUGUAUCAUCCAUUCUUUUUUCACUCUCCAGCUUCUUCUAGCUGACUUGAUCGUGCACCACCAAUAAAUACCCUCCCAUACCAUAUUUUUUCGGCAAAAGCGACAAGAUAAACGACAUGCA
Messenger RNA from Cryptococcus amylolentus CBS 6039, 1947 nucleotides. RefSeq lists its product as hypothetical. Lineage: Eukaryota; Fungi; Basidiomycota; Tremellomycetes; Tremellales; Cryptococcaceae. The record is from RefSeq and is a predicted model, not a curated record. The transcript has 3 exons. The coding region runs from base 251 to 1462 and encodes 403 amino acids.